AUGCUCACAUCUCCGCUGCUUCGUGUCGGCCGGUGGUCGGCAGCAGCCACAGGUUUCAUGGCGGUUUGCCUGGUGCAGGCCACAGUGAACAUCGCCUUCUCAGCACAUUUCAUUGCACGACUGCGGGCGCAGGCGCCGGACUCGCAAUACAUCGUCUAUGACAGCGGAUGCAUCGCGGCCCAGGUAUUUGCAGCUGCACUGGCCUACGGCGGGCUGCAUGUGCGCAGCUUCCCGCUAGUGACGACAGCGACAGCAUUCGAUGUGGUGCUGGCAGUAUUUCGGGCAGCGCAGCUGGCGCAGGCGCAUAUGGGCGUGGCGGGAAUGCAGGCAGCCAGCAUUGCGGUGACGCUGGUGGGGUGCGCAGCGAAGGCGUAUGUGGAGAGCCGAUGGCUGCGGCGGGAGUUCGGAUGGCAGGUGUACCGGGCGCUGGGCGCCGACCGCGCAAUGCAGCGCAUGUUUCUGCUGCACCAGGUGCUAUUGUCAGUCAGCAUUCUGGGUGCUGCGGUGUUUGUCGAGUUCUGGCUGCUGGUGGCUGUAGCGCAGGCGGACGGGUGGCUGCGCAAUGUCUUUAUUUUGGUCCUGGCGGCCGUCCUAAUAACCAUGGUUUUGUUUGCAGCCGUCCAGGAGCUGCCAUGGGUGAUGCGUGCAUGUGCUGCUGUGCUCAUUGCCACACCGGUGUACUUUAUCUACAUGCUGGUUGCGGUCAACCGCCAGGAGCGGUACCGCGGCGGCCGCAAGUACCUAAGCGUGAUGCUGACCGUACUUGUGCUUCUUGACAGUGCUCUGGCUAUGCUCUGCAUUGCCGUCUGCCGCACCUUCAACCGUGGCCUGCGCCAGCGGCUCCGCCGGUUCCAGAUCAUGGCCCGUGGCGAGGUCGAUCUAGCUGCCGUCUCCAAGCCCGCCGCGGAUCGCCCGGAGAAACCACCGCAUGCCCUGACCCUGCGCUUCCGCAUCGAAGACCUCGACGCCCCCAUCCGCUCGGCCAUAUGCUCAGUGCGCUCCGAGCACAGAGACGAGGUGCGCCGCUGGGAAAUACUCGCUCCGGGCAUUGCUGAUCCCGAGCUCGUGCGGUCGUUUGUGUCCGACAAGGCUGUGCUGUCUCGAUCGGCUAUGUCUGACCCGCUGCCCUCCUCGGUCGGCAGCUCCGUGUCGUGUGUCUUGUCGGCUGGCGAGCUCGCUGCCGCUGCUCCACCAUCGACCCUUUCGUCGUUCCCCAGCGCCAGCUUCUCUGCAGUCACCAACGAGCCGUCGUUCGUCGGCACCAGAGACUUUGAGGAUGACAAGGCCCUGUACGAUACCCUGCAGCGUCCGCUGGAGCUCAGAGUCACCAACCCUGAUGUCCGCACCCAAAAGAGCCGUCUCGCCCCAUCGACUGUCAGCUCCUCCACCGACACCCUGCGCACUGCCCUAUCAUCGCUCCAGGAGGAUCCCGACCAGGGCUUCGAUGUUGUUUCCAUGCGCGAGACCAAAUCCAAAGCAUCGUUUGAAUCUGCCAAUUCUCUGCCUCCGCCAGCAUAUUUCCCCUCCACAUCCAAGUAG
Linderina pennispora is the source of this 1539-nucleotide messenger RNA. RefSeq lists its product as uncharacterized. NCBI's taxonomy places the organism in Eukaryota, Fungi, Kickxellomycota, Kickxellomycetes, Kickxellales, Kickxellaceae. Bases 1 to 1539 code for a protein of 512 amino acids. The transcript has a single exon. Gene Ontology annotation, cellular component: Golgi apparatus. The record is from RefSeq and is a predicted model, not a curated record.